AUGUGGCACCCACCAAGCAAAAGCGGGCUCAUCAUCGAUUGCCUUCAGCUUUGCAUACAGUAUUUUGUUGCCUUCUCUCGCAACCAGAAGGUGAAGUCCAACAGACUGAAGGUAGGGAGUAGAAUAGUGGAGCUGGAAAAGAGGAAUAUGGACGAUCCACUCCAAACAAUUGCCGACAGUGUUGGAUUGCGCAAUUACCAACAAGACAUUGCGAGCCAAGUCAUGGAUAGGUGUCUAGCCUUGUCAUCUCGAGAGAUUGCAAUUGAUGGCGGUGAGAACGAGGAGAGUGAUAUCGACAGUAUAUGCUCAUGGGAUGAGGUUGGCUGGCAGGCAAACAAACCAAACUGA
Messenger RNA from Cylindrotheca closterium, 348 nucleotides. The record is from the annotation of a GenBank genome assembly. NCBI's taxonomy places the organism in Eukaryota, Bacillariophyta, Bacillariophyceae, Bacillariales, Bacillariaceae.